Molecule: messenger RNA, 306 nt
Organism: Lathyrus sativus (Indian pea)
Lineage: Eukaryota; Viridiplantae; Streptophyta; Magnoliopsida; Fabales; Fabaceae
Source: the annotation of a GenBank genome assembly
AUGUCAGAAGCCUUCAACUCAGUAUUUGUAGUUGCGACAGUCAAGCCUAUUGUGACUAUGUUUGAAGAGAUAAGAGUGUACUUGAUGCAAACUUGGGAGUCCAACAGACAAAAGAUUUCCAAAUAUGUUGAUACCAUUCUGCCAAAUAUCACAAAGAAGUUGGAAAAGGAAUCACAAAGAACAAACAAUUGGAUUGUUAGGUGUGCAGGUGAAAUAGACUACAGGGUUAGGCAUAUAUCACUCAUAGAAGAAAAGUUUGUUGUUAAUCUAUCAAGCAUGAGUGUUCAUGUAGAAGGUGGAUGUUGA